Molecule: messenger RNA, 564 nt
Organism: Pediculus humanus corporis (human body louse)
Lineage: Eukaryota; Metazoa; Arthropoda; Insecta; Psocodea; Pediculidae
Exons: 2
Coding region: 1-564 (187 amino acids)
Source: RefSeq, a predicted model, not a curated record
AUGAAUCAUCACAGUCACCACGAUCAUGCGAAUCACGCAGAUCACGGGCAUAAUCACGAAGAUCACGGACAACACAAUCACGCGGAUCACGGACAUCAUUCGGAACAUGGAAAUCACGCGGAUCAUUCCAAUCACGUGCAUAACGAAAAUUACAAAGGGGAUUCACAAACAACAUACAAUACUACGGAUAUAAGCUUAAUUGAAAACAGGGAUGCAGAAGCAAAUAGCAAAAUAGAUAAAAUGUCUGUGGCAAAACACGUUUGGGAAUCGUGUAAACCAGGUAGUAAAUUUAUGUUAUCAUCCCCUACGGUAUCCGUGAGAAGGAUACAAUUAAUGAGAUCCCAACUUCAAUGUAAUCCGAAAGCAUGGGAAAACGAACCCCUAAUGGAACAAAUCCCCGAAAUUAAUUGUAUUAAAAUUAAGGGUAAAAAAAAAUGUCCGUGUAAAGAUCAGGAAAAACCAAAACAUUCAAAUUAUUCGUCUGCUAGUUCCGUAUCCGAAUUUUUACACGGAAUUCUUCUCGGGGAUGUGUUACAUAGGGGUAAGUAUAAUUAUUAUAAUUGA